This is a messenger RNA of Capsaspora owczarzaki ATCC 30864, 1218 nucleotides long. RefSeq lists its product as hypothetical. The transcript is spliced from 7 exons. Lineage: Eukaryota; Filasterea; Ministeriida; Capsasporidae. The coding region runs from base 42 to 1160 and encodes 372 amino acids. The record is from RefSeq and is a predicted model, not a curated record.
CAGACUUGAUCCACCACUUUUUUUUUUCGUUUCUUCCAACAAUGCGUGCCUCGCUUCUGUUUGCGCUCUUCUUUGCCCUGCUCGCGUGCUUUGCCAUGCUUGCCUCGUCUGCCGUUGUGGACCAGUGCACCGACGUGACCACCCAGUCGACCUGCAGCCAGGACAAGGAGAGCGACGGUCUCGCCUGCGUCUGGUGCAUUGCCGCCGCCGUCCCUUCCUUCUGCGCUAACACUGCGCAGGCUGCCAAGCUUCCCCCGACUGUCUUCAACUGCUCGACCUCUCUUACAAAUUUUCCACCUUCAUCCUAUCAAAUGAUGGACGCUGCAGCACAGCCAACGCAGCCACUGUACUCUGCUGCAUCCACUGCAUCAUCCACUGCAUCAUCCACUGCAUCAUCCACUGCUACUGCUACUGCUGCUGAUGCUGAUGGGUCGUCGUCGUCGUCGCUGUCCAGGCGCAACCAGAUUCUGCACCAGCCGUACAAUGCAAAGCCAGUGCCAAAGUCGUUCAUCCUCGGCCUCUUUGUCUGGUGGAUGUUCUUCAUCAACGCAACGUCGCUCGCCGUGCACUCUGCUUUCCCGCAAGUGCCGUGGUGGAUGGUCACUGGCGGCUGGUACAUGACCAACAUUCUCGCCGUCAUUACCCACUGGAUUGGACACGUUCGCCUCGAAGGAAAGUACCUCGGAUGGUGGUACAGAGCUCACAUCGGACACCACAUCAACGACUACCCGCCGACCAAGUUCAUCAGCGAGACGUACGAAAACGCAAAGGAAGACAACUCGCAGGCGUACAUCGGCGCCAUCAUUCUGUCGCCUCUGAUUCUCUUGCAAUUCACCGACGACCGCUCCCUCGCCACCGUCCUGACUGCCAUUCUGACGGGCAUGAUUGAACUCAAACUUGCCGAUAUCAUGCAUAUGGGAUUCCACCAGCGCGACUUUUGGAUGGAGGGCCGCACGUUUGGCAUUUUCGAAAAGCUGCGCGACAUGCACUACUACCACCACAAGGGCACCAUGAAGCACAACUAUGCUGUUGCCGACUUUUGGCUCGACUUUUUGUUUGUCGGCAUUGAGUUUAACUGGGACGCGCCUGCCUCGCACGACACGCAUCUCGAGCACUCUGCCGCGCUGGCUGCCUCUGCCAGCAAGCUGAAAGCUUCUUAGCUGUUGGCUGUCUUACUUUGUUGUUACGUUUUGUUGAAUAUAUAUGCACUUGUUAUGA